This is a messenger RNA of Pisolithus orientalis, 1935 nucleotides long. RefSeq lists its product as uncharacterized. The transcript is spliced from 6 exons. Gene Ontology annotation, cellular component: SAM complex; ERMES complex. The coding region runs from base 378 to 1664 and encodes 428 amino acids. The record is from RefSeq and is a predicted model, not a curated record. NCBI's taxonomy places the organism in Eukaryota, Fungi, Basidiomycota, Agaricomycetes, Boletales, Pisolithaceae. Gene Ontology annotation, biological process: mitochondrial outer membrane translocase complex assembly; phospholipid transport; protein insertion into mitochondrial outer membrane.
ACCUCACCCUUAAGGCGGACGUUUAUGCGUUCGGGAUGACGGUCUUAGAGCUAAUGUCGCAUCGGGAACCGUGGUCGCAAGUUCGAUUUCCUUUCCAUGUGGUAGCCAAAGUGUCAGAUGGUGAGAGACCUCUCCGACCGUCCGACAAGGAGACGGUUUCCAGGGGGCUGGACGAUCGGCUUUGGGAACUGUUGGAGAGUUGUUGGGAGGAAUUUGAGAAUAGACCCACCAUGUCGGAAGUUCUUAGAAAGUUGUAGCUGUCGCUUGCGAAACGAAGCGGGCGUACUUCCCGUCGCCGCGUUGACAUUGCACACAUAAACCCACCAAGUGCCACUUUGUACUACACCUCGUAGUAUCACUUGUUAGCCUCUUCUGUGAUGCAUCCAUUCGCGCCCUACGUUCUCCGUAGCUACUACAGGGCGACGGGGUGGAAUGAGGACAAUCUCUACUCGAACUUGACCCGGUCCUCUAACGCUAUUCUGGACUUUGCUGUCCCUAGAGGCCUGCACUUAUCAGUCUCCAAGUCCCCAAAUGCCUUCUUCAAUACGUCCUACACCAUGAAUGCCUUGCCAUCACUAAACGGCUCGGUGGGGUACAUUUUCACGUCGCGCGAGCUCGACAUCAAAAAUUCUAGUGAUGUCAACCUGAAGGACAUGACAGAGCAUUUCAACGUGUAUGCCCAACCUCGCAGACCAGAAGGCCAGGAAGAAGUAUGGCUCGCUGGUGAAAGGGUUGACACACGAGAUUAUCUUCUCUACGGACGCCUGUACCUGCCUACUGGCCGACUGGACGCAUUGUACUCGACUCGCCUUUCCCCCACAGUCCAAGGGCUAGUUGCGGCUAUCUCUGGUCCUCCUUCGAGUCUUGUGACCGAAGGUAGGGCACGAGGAGAUAAUCCUAGCAAUAUAAUGUUCAGCCUGCAACAUGAUAUCGGCAAAUGGUGCACAGAAUACACUUGGAGUGCAGACGAUGGUAUGUGGGGCGUCCGUGUCUUGCAUAACUUCGGUAGGUUGGGUAGUCCUGUAGAACCUCCAGAGGAAUCAGCGACCGGUCCUCGGCCCAAACGUGUGGAUGAGGAAGAUGCGACAGGAGGGGGCUUGAAGGGCCGCGUUUCAGCAGGUGCUGAAGUCUACGUCAGCGCCAAAGAGAAAAGUGCAGGAGUCUCCCUCGGAGUACGGUUUACCACACUGCCCGAUACAGGGCUCUCCUCGCAGACUCGUGGGCCUGCUCAGCCCCCAACGACCAUUACAGGGUUGUUCAAUCCGAUGAUGGGUCAUCUAUCCGCAGCUUAUGCAGCCAGGGUUUCUCGGGAUCUAUCGCUUUGUUCUCGCUUCGACUUCAAUGUCUACAGCUAUGACAGUGAAUGGACUAUGGGGGCUGAAUGGUGGAUGCGUCGCUCCCUUCCCCAGUCUCCUUCACAUGGUGAGCGUACGAGGGCCAGCUCCCUGCCUGCCGAGAGAUGGGAUCAACAACCUUCCACAAUGGCAACUGACCUACGAGGAGUCGUCAAAGCGAGAAUUUCCACUAAUAAUAAUGUCGCACUUUUGUGGGAAGGGCGGUUGAAGCAAAUGCUGGUCAGUCUAGGGGUCAUUUCUGAUCUUUCCAGUCGUUCCAAGCCGGUCAAAGCAAUCGGGCUUGAGUUAUCUUACUUCAGCACAGGCUGACUGGAUGUGUUGAGGCGAACAACCAGUCGUUUGAUAUAUUACAUACACCUGCAUCUGUAUGAAACCGGUAUCCGCGUAGCGAUGUAAGAGCCGCGGGAGGAAAAAAAAAAAAAAAAAUCGCCGUUUUCCGGCCGGACGGUGAAAGGGAUGUCACUAUGCACAUAUAAAUGCUGCUUGUAUAGAUCAAUGUAAGUAUAUAAGAGCGCACUCGGAAAAUUAAGAUGCAACGGUAGAAUCUUUUGUGACGGGGAUACCCUUGACUACGUGAUGC